Messenger RNA from Propithecus coquereli (Coquerel's sifaka), 2023 nucleotides. RefSeq names its product cleavage stimulation factor subunit 3. Gene Ontology annotation, cellular component: nucleus. The coding region runs from base 41 to 1516 and encodes 491 amino acids. The transcript has 12 exons. Gene Ontology annotation, molecular function: protein binding; mRNA binding. The record is from RefSeq and is a predicted model, not a curated record. NCBI's taxonomy places the organism in Eukaryota, Metazoa, Chordata, Mammalia, Primates, Indriidae. Gene Ontology annotation, biological process: mRNA 3'-end processing.
AGAAUUCUAAAUUCUUGUUGUCUAGGAAUAUGAGACAGUAAUGAAAGGUUUAGACCGCAAUGCUCCUUCAGUGCCUCCUCAGAAUACUCCUCAAGAAGCUCAGCAAGUAGAUAUGUGGAAGAAAUAUAUACAGUGGGAAAAGAGCAACCCUCUUCGUACAGAGGAUCAGACCCUUAUAACAAAAAGAGUUAUGUUUGCUUACGAACAGUGCCUGCUUGUGCUGGGCCAUCACCCUGAUAUUUGGUAUGAAGCUGCCCAGUAUCUUGAGCAGUCAAGUAAACUGCUUGCAGAGAAGGGAGAUAUGAAUAAUGCCAAAUUAUUUAGUGAUGAAGCUGCUAAUAUAUAUGAAAGAGCCAUAAGCACUUUAUUAAAGAAGAAUAUGCUUCUUUAUUUUGCAUAUGCGGAUUACGAAGAGAGUCGCAUGAAGUAUGAGAAGGUUCACAGUAUAUAUAACAGACUUUUGGCAAUUGAGGAUAUUGACCCCACCUUGGUAUAUAUCCAAUAUAUGAAAUUUGCAAGGAGAGCAGAAGGUAUCAAAUCUGGAAGAAUGAUAUUUAAAAAAGCAAGAGAAGAUACCAGAACCCGCCACCAUGUCUAUGUUACUGCAGCACUCAUGGAGUAUUACUGUAGUAAGGACAAAUCUGUUGCCUUUAAGAUUUUUGAACUGGGGCUAAAGAAGUAUGGAGACAUUCCAGAAUAUGUCCUAGCCUAUAUUGACUAUCUUUCUCACCUCAAUGAGGACAAUAAUACUCGAGUUUUGUUUGAACGAGUUUUAACAUCUGGAAGCCUUCCUCCUGAGAAAUCUGGAGAAAUCUGGGCCCGAUUUCUAGCUUUUGAGAGUAAUAUUGGUGAUCUAGCUAGUAUACUCAAAGUGGAGAAAAGACGGUUUACAGCAUUCAAAGAAGAGUAUGAAGGAAAAGAAACGGCUUUACUGGUAGAUAGAUACAAGUUCAUGGAUUUAUAUCCUUGCUCUACGAGUGAACUAAAAGCACUUGGUUAUAAGGAUGUCUCCCGUGCUAAGCUAGCCGCUAUAAUUCCAGACCCAGUUGUAGCUCCUUCUAUAGUGCCUGUUCUGAAAGAUGAAGUGGAUAGAAAACCAGAAUACCCUAAACCAGACACUCAGCAGAUGAUUCCAUUUCAGCCACGACAUUUAGCACCUCCAGGUUUACACCCUGUCCCCGGUGGAGUGUUCCCAGUGCCUCCUGCAGCCGUUGUUUUAAUGAAACUUCUCCCUCCUCCUAUCUGUUUCCAGGGUCCUUUUGUACAAGUGGAUGAACUGAUGGAAAUUUUCCGAAGAUGCAAGAUACCAAAUACCGUUGAGGAAGCUGUGAGGAUCAUUACUGGCGGGGCCCCUGAGCUAGCUGUGGAAGGCAACGGCCCGGUGGAAAGUAAUGCAGUACUCACCAAGGCUGUCAAAAGGCCCAACGAGGAUUCAGAUGAUGAUGAAGAAAAGGGAGCUGUCGUCCCCCCUGUUCAUGACAUUUACAGAGCACGGCAGCAGAAGCGGAUUCGGUGAAGCUGAGACCUGCCUCUGAAACAAAACGCUUAUCCAGGACUCCCUUUUUGCCUCUUAAGUCACAUGUUUAAAAGAGACAACGCUUUGUUACAAGGUUCUUGGAAACAAGGUUGUCAUUGGUGCCUCUAUCAUAUGGUUCUUGAGAAAAAAAACCAACCUGUGUGAAUUUUAGAAUAUGGAACAGACCCGUGCUCUAAGCAAAAUUAGGUUCUCAAAAAUGUGAGAAAAGUACAAAAUGGCAGAACCACAUUUGUUCCCUCUUCAAGGGUGUCUUGUAUGUGCCACUUGAAGAUUUGUGAGUUUUCAACAGUUUUAUUUUAAAAACUGGAUGGCUUAUGAUUGUAAAGCAUUUUAUCACAUUUUCUGAAAAACAGUUGUUCUCUGUUUGCUUAUGUAGAGUCCUGCCUUAUUGUUUGUUUUUAUUUAUGGCAGAAUGUAUGAAUCUGUUUUGUAGUUUAAAAUUUUAAAACGGUCCUAUAAAAAAAUAAAAGGAUCUCAAAAACAUCA